AUGUGCAUGUAUCAAAUCGUGAGGACGGCAGAGCCAGAGGUGGAAACACAGAUGCCUGCGGCUAUAGGCGACUCGUCUGAUGACUCCUCGUCUGAUGACGAGGCAUCAGCAGAGGUGGAAACACAGAUGGCUGUGGCUAAAGGCGACUCGUCUGAUGACGAAGCAUCAGCGCCAGCACCCAGCACUGCCAGGGGCCAAUGUGCAAUGUGGACCUGGCCUUGUCCUAGAUGCUACGCUGCCAACUUGCAUGACCGCGAGCGAUUAGGCAUGCUGAAGCCUGAAGACUGGUCCAAAGAGAAGGUUGCGCAGGAAAUGCGCUCGGCGCUGCAGCAGCUGAAGCUUUUGCCUCUUCUGAAGCAGCUGGUAGUUGUCUCCGAGCCCCAUGCCAAGUGGAAGCCAGAUGAAUCAGGACGAGAAGAGCAUAUGCGUGUGGUUCUGAAGAUGUCCUCCACCUUCGCGCAUGCAAGAGUGGGGGAUGUGCUGAGAGGCAAAGGAGCUCAUGGACAUUUUUCCUUUUCGAGAACAGGUUUCGCAGCGUACCUUGCGUACGUUCUCAAACCUGGACCAACCAAGCUCGUCAAGGACCUGGACGCAGAGCCGUAUUUUUGGCCGAGUCACUUUGACAUGCAAAAGGCUUUGGAAGUCAUCGAGAAGGUGCAACCAGCCCAGGCCAGCCGCCGACAGAACAAGUCCCAGGAGUUGUUGGAUGCUUUGCCAUCCAAGAAGCGCCGGAGGACCAUGACUUUCAGUGAGUUCACUGACUAUGUCAUCGAGUUUGACGUCCACGACGAGAGCGGGCUGUGGGGGCUGGCUAAGCGCCUCAAAGUGGACAAAGGCGAGGCAGCUCUUUGGAACUAUCUUGAAAGUCGAGGUCCUGCAACCAUGUUGGCCAAGGUUUGGAGCGGAUGGAACCAUGACAAGCUGCCUGCGAGCAUUUUGCAAUCCUCAGCAGCGUACUCUUUGACAGCCUUCAAUGUUCCACCACUUGUGGCGAAGUGGAUGCAGGAAGAGAAGGACAGCAAGGUCCUGGUCCUUUCCGGCCCAGGAGGGUGUGGAAAAACAGAACUCGGCUGUGCUAUCCUUCAUCAACUCACCACCAGGUUCUACUUCAUAGAUAAGUUCGAAAGCUUGAAAGCCGCGACUUUCAGCAGCGGCGAGUCUCUUUUGGUCGAUGACGUGACCUUGGCGCAAGUGGACGUGGACGAAUGCAAGUCGUUUUUGGACGCGUGCCAUGACGACCACAAGGACGCGAUCCAUCGCCGGAUGACUUGGGUUCGGGUUGACCAGAGUCUGCGCCGACUUGCAGCUGAAGCCCCACCAGCUGCUGAACCGGACGGCUUUCCCUUGAUUGGCGUGGAAGAUGAUGCUUGA
This is a messenger RNA of Symbiodinium sp. CCMP2592, 1371 nucleotides long. The record is from the annotation of a GenBank genome assembly. Lineage: Eukaryota; Dinophyceae; Suessiales; Symbiodiniaceae.